This is a messenger RNA of Olea europaea var. sylvestris, 1902 nucleotides long. Its product is annotated as probable transcription factor At3g04930. Gene Ontology annotation, biological process: regulation of DNA-templated transcription. Gene Ontology annotation, cellular component: nucleus. The transcript has a single exon. The coding region runs from base 174 to 1445 and encodes 423 amino acids. The record is from RefSeq and is a predicted model, not a curated record. NCBI's taxonomy places the organism in Eukaryota, Viridiplantae, Streptophyta, Magnoliopsida, Lamiales, Oleaceae.
UGGCACGUGGUGAACCGUUGAACCCAAUACGGUCUUAGCCUAACACGCAACCAAUUAGCCAAAUAAAGACGCAGUUCAGGAACCCAUUCAGCUUCCCCAACCUAAACCUAACCACAACCUUCUUCGGUCCCAACCCUAAUCACAAUCGAAUCAACACCCACACUCCGGCCCCUAUGGCCUCCGCCGAAGACCCCAGUAACGCCGGUGCCGCCCUCUACAACGAAGAUGAGGACCUUCUCGACGAGGAAGAUGAUGACGACAGCUCCGACCACGGCGAAGAUGUCUAUCUGGAGGCUGACGUCGACGUCGAUGAGGAUUCCGCCUCCUCGUCUCCGGCUACAGCGUCUGCGUCUGUUUCUGUUGUCGAUCGGCCUCCGGCUUCUGUCUCCACCGCACAAGUCACCGUCGCCGUCGCUGACGUCCCCGAUUUUCGUGUGAACCAGCAGUCACAACAACAGCAACAGCAGCAGCAUAUUCCAGCUGAUGCCAUCACUGGGGUCACCAGGAAGCCGCAGGCUAUAGCGUUCCCCGACGAGUCACGCAAGCUGUUUCAGCGUCUCUGGACUGACGAGGACGAAAUCGAGCUGUUGCAGGGGUUUCUGGAAUAUACUACUCAGCGUGGGCCACAAAGUUCUUCGCACCACCAUGAUACGACGGCCUUCUAUGACCAGAUCAAGGAUAAGCUGCAGCUUGAUUUCAAUAAGAAUCAGCUUGUGGAGAAGCUGAGGAGGCUCAAGAAGAAGUAUCGCAACGUCAUAAGUAAAUCUGGUUCCGGCAAAGAUCACUCCUUCAAGAGUCCCCACGAUCAGGCGACUUUCGAAAUCUCCAGUAAAAUCUGGGGCGACAGUGUUGGAGUCAACGGUUCCGUCGUUCGUGCUGCCCCAACUGAUGAGGCCAGGUUUGAAGAUAAUGAUCCUAGCAACUCCAAUUUUGUUGGCAAUCAAAGCCCUAUCCCGAACAACCCUAAUGGCUUCGAUGGGAAUAGCAAGACACCCCGAUCCAGGAAGCGAAACCGAGCCGGAGCAGUGAAAGUCGAGGAAAAACAGCACGCCUUUACUAGUAAUCCUCAAAUUAAUCAGCCAUCAGUGGGAGUGGGUGUGGGUGUGGUCACCCCAGUGGCUACUCCUUUAGGCGUGGGGAUGCCAGCAUCCAUGUCAAACGUGAUUGAGGAGACUGUGAGAAGCUGUUUGUCGCCGUUUUUCAAGGAGUUGUUGGGAAAUUCUAUGAAUUUGAAUGGGAAUGCAUUGUAUGGAAACCGAGGGUUUGGGUUGGCUUUGAGUCCCAUGCCUUUGGGAUUUAGUGGAGUGACUGGUGGGGAGAGGCUUGUUGACGAGAAAUGGAGGAAGCAGCAGAUAUUGGAAUUGGAGGUGUUUUCAAAGAGGUUGGAGUUGGUGCAGGAUCAGAUUAAAGCACAGUUGGAGGAGCUCAGGUCCAUGGGGAGUUAAUGGCCAGCUUUCUUCAGUAGUAAGCUGGCUUUUCAACUCUCCUGACUCCUGGGUUAGUAGCAUAUUUAUUCAUUUGUCUUUGAUAAAUGAGAAAGUGCAGAUUCUGUUUAGAUUUUUAAUUUGGGUUGCUGAAUAAUACUUCUAAUAGUUAGGCCUUCGAUGGGUGGUUGCAUGUCUCCUCAAGUCUGUGAGGGAUAUUGUUUGAUAUGUACAUCGGAAUUGACAUGGACUAGUAGUUUACUUAGAUAAUUAUAUGCUAUAAUUGCUAUGAUCUUCAAAUUAUGCAUCUGUGAAUGCAUUUUUCCUUUUCUUGCUCUCUAUUUUCUCUCGGGAAACACUUUCACUGUAUGUAACUUCUGAUAUUUGGAGUCGUCUCUCAUAUAAAUUCUACAGAGGAUUACACAGGAUUAUGAUCUCUGAAUUUCAUUAUGAAAUGCUUGGAAUUUUUAUGGUGUAA